Lathyrus oleraceus (garden pea) is the source of this 606-nucleotide messenger RNA. RefSeq lists its product as uncharacterized. Bases 1 to 606 code for a protein of 201 amino acids. Lineage: Eukaryota; Viridiplantae; Streptophyta; Magnoliopsida; Fabales; Fabaceae. Gene Ontology annotation, molecular function: nucleic acid binding; RNA-DNA hybrid ribonuclease activity. The record is from RefSeq and is a predicted model, not a curated record. The transcript has a single exon.
AUGGCGGAGUACGAGGCUUAUAUCUUUGGCAUUAAAGCUACGAUUGAUCUUAGGAUCCAAAUUCUUGAAGUCUAUGGAGAUUCAGCCUUGGUCAUUAGCCAGGUCAAAGGAGAUUGGGAAGCUCGAGAUCACAAGCUAAUCUCUUACAAGGAGCAUGUCCUAAAGUUGAUCCCGUACUUUGACGAGAUUACAUUCAAUCACAUUCCUAGAGAGGAAAAUCAUUUGGACGACGCCUUAGCAACACUUUCAUCCAUGUUUAAGGUCAAAUGGAAAAAUGAAGCACCAUCUUUUCAUCUUGACUACUUGGACGAGCCUACUUACUAUUUGAAAGCCGAAGACGAAGUUGAUGGCCAUCCUUGGUUCUAUGACAUCAUGAAGUUCCUAGAAAGCCAAGAGUAUAUAGAGAACGCAUCCAUCACCGACAAGAAGUAUCUUCAAAAACUUUCAUCAAAAUUCUUCUUAAGUGGAGUAGUGUUGUACAAAAGGAAUAAUGAUUCGGCUCUGCUUAGGUGUGUGAACAAGCUAAGUGAACACACGACGGUGAAGAAAAUCUUGAGGGACAUGAAGGUUCCUUUGGGACGCAUGCUAGUGAACACAAGACGGUGA